This is a messenger RNA of Xenopus laevis (African clawed frog), 1772 nucleotides long. It is a transcript of the gene gng8.S, whose product is annotated as guanine nucleotide-binding protein G(I)/G(S)/G(O) subunit gamma-8-like. The record is from RefSeq and is a predicted model, not a curated record. Lineage: Eukaryota; Metazoa; Chordata; Amphibia; Anura; Pipidae. The transcript has 2 exons. The coding region runs from base 889 to 1101 and encodes 70 amino acids.
UGCACAAAGCCUUUCCUUCUCCUUUAAAACUGCUGAUGUCACAAAGGGCCCAUAUGUUCGGCCAGUGCAGUAUGGAUGAAAUUGGAGACUUCCACACCAAAUAUUGCAAUGUAUAGCCAAUGCAGCGCAAUAUUUCCUUUUCAAAUUUAAGUUUAUAUAUGGUUAUUUUCUUCAAAACUACUUCACUUUACUAAACACCCCACAUGGGUUCCAGUGCGUAGAUACUUUAUUAUGAUAAUAGUGUGCCUUGAAUUCAUUUUUAAUUCAAAUUCAGCUGUUAGUUUAGUUUGCCCCAUCAGCAGAAGAAGUUGUUUUGCUCAGGGAGGGCUGGGAGUAAAAUAUUGUGCAGGGCAUGCAGUGCUGUGAAACAUUGAGCAUUUAAACCACAAUUUGGUGGGACAGGGUUGUAGUAUGUUAAAGGUUGCUGGCUGCUCAGAAAAUAGCCAGCUGUGGCUAUGUAUUCUGUACUCUGGAUACAACAGAUAUAUGCUCAUUUGAAAUAAAAACAUUCUGCCGAUGACUUGCUUCAGAAUGUCCAAUGUAGCACGAUGGACUAAGGCCAGAUGGGGAUGUCAGGCAGAGUAGCAAAUAUAAGUCAAGACUAAACUUUGUCAGAAAAGGAAAGGUGCUCUUGAAGGCUUUGACAUGGAGAUAUUUUUUACAAUCAUAUAUACUGUAUGAAUAAAAAUGGUGAUGUGUUCUAAUGCCACACACACGCUUAGCACACACACUGCACUCCACCUGAGCAAGUCUGUUGUUUCACAUAAUUAUACCCCUCUAGUCUGAUGUAAUAUCGAAACCUUCCUCCUCUUGGGACAGCAGGCGCAGCUGCCAAUUGCUAAGAAAUAGUGACCUUGUGCUUAAGUGCUGUUAUUGUGACAUUACAGGAUGUCAAACAACAUGGCAAAAAUUGCGGAGGCUCGAAAUGCUGUGGAGCAACUGAGAAUGGAAGUGAAUAUAGACAGAAUGCAGGUGUCUCUUGUGGUUUCAGAUAUUCUGUCAUUCUGUCAGUCUCAUUCUCCGGCAGACCCGCUGGUGUCUUCCAUUCCAUCUGCUGAGAAUCCCUUCAGAGAGAAACAUCUCAUCUGUGCUGUACUUUGACCUUGACUCUAUUAUGGUGUCCUCUAGAUACAAUACAAUUAAACAUGCUGGUUUAUUCAGUAACGUCUUUUUAUUCUUGACCAGCUCUGUGUGACCAACUUUAAAAAUAUUAAAUGUCCUGUGUAUAGAUUUGAUGAAAAAUUAAAAAAAAAAAAAAAAAAGAAUUUCUGUGUUGUAUGUAAUUUACGAUUUUUUAUUGGUCUUUCAGCAGCAUGUGAUAAAAUUCUAAAUAUUCUCAAUUAUUGGCUAUUAAAUUCCAGAAAAUAUGGCAUUUAUAUGUUUUCAUUGGCAUUUUUCUCAUUACAUUGUAAUAAUGUGUAUUUCCAUGCUGCACAUAGACAAAGCAUGCACUAAGUCCUGGACACAGUUCUUUGGUUGUAAGUCUUUUUCACAGCCAUGUAUGUGACAAGGAGAUUCAACAUUUUGGGGGGUAGAACUUACCUUCCUCAUGAAGAAACAGUUUAAGUGGUUUAAGUGUCAGAUCUAUUUCCUAAGCAUUUUAUAUGAAAAACUAAUGUCUUCAGUUUCCCUUUGAAGGCACUUGCUGGGCAAUGUCUGCAGCACAGAUAUUUCUGAUGAUUUUGUCAGUACAUUUACAUUGCUUGUAGAAUAUGAACAAUGGCAUAAUAAAGCUCCCCUGGCACUGUACAGUAGAACAAUGCAAAAAUCAC